CCUAAUUUACAACUUUUCGUCAGUCGAGCCACAAUCUCCGAGUGUGGUAGUUGAGCGUUAAUUUCAGUGAUCUUAUUUUUUUUUUGGUUUCUGUUUUUUUUUUCUUUAUUGUGAUUGUGAUUUUUUUUUUUUGGACCAUUUAAUUUGCCAAAAAAAAAAUUAAUUUUUCUUUUAUUUUAAAAAAGAGAAGCAAAAUUGUUUUAUUUUUUUUUUUCUCAAAAUGAAUCUGGUUUCCAGAAUGAGUUGGCAGCAUCCAAUUUACAAUCAGGAUUUUUAUCAUCGUCCAGAACAAUUCCCCGGACAAAAUUUUUGGUAUCCACAAUCAAGUCUCGGUAGUGGUCCACUAUUAAAUGAAGACGUCAAAGUUGAACUACAAAAUCGUAAACUUUGGUCCAAAUUCCAUGGCGAGAAUACCGAAAUGAUCAUCACAAAAAGUGGACGGCGAAUGUUCCCAUCGGUUCAGGUGUGCGUAAGUGGUUUACAAAAGCGUGCUCGCUAUGUGGUAAUGCUCGAGGUAACUCCAGCAACGAAUCGUCGUCAUAAAUACGUGAUUGAUGGAAAUUUGGAAUGUCAAAUUGCAAAAACAUCAUCAUCAUCAUCGCCAAGAGGCUGGACAACUGCUGGACCAGCUGAGCCACAACCACCGCAAAAUCGACGAAUUUAUUUACAUCCCGAUGGUCCAGCGACCGGUGCACAUUGGAUGCAGCAUCCAAUUAAUUUUAGCAAACUAAAGAUUACCAACAAUGCCGUGGAUCCCCACAGUCAUGUGGUUCUCACUUCAAUGCAUAAAUACAUACCGAAAAUUUGGAUUAUUCGUUGCGACGAUCACAGAGAGGAUAAUUUAAUUUCACAACCUUGCAAGGCCUUCAGUUUUCCUGAAACAGAAUUUAUUGCCGUGACUGCUUAUCAAAACGAGAACAUCACAAAACUGAAAAUCAACAACAAUCCAUUUGCAAAGGGAUUUCGAGAAACGGGCCAAUCGCGUUGCAAGCGAAAAUUACCAAUGUCCGAGGAUCAAUCGGAUUCACAAGACGAAGAGGGUAAUGUCUCAUCAUCGGACUGUGAAACGGGACAAUUACGCGAUUGUACGACAAUAAAGAGAAUAAAACGAUCGCCAAGUGAGACAGGAAGUGUUACCGACGACAGUGGUAUUAGUAGUUCCGGAGGCGCAACUCCACCACCACCACCAUCAUCAUCAUCGUCUUCCUCAUUGGAAAGUUUCUCCGAGGCGAAUUUCCGUGUUUCACCAUCGCCACCGGGACAUCAUGUCGGUAAUCAAACCCGUCUUUACCGACCGUGGGCCGAUUCACCCUCACCUUGUCGAUCAACGCAGGAAUCUAUCUUACCAACACUCAGUCCAAUGCAGUAUCACUCUCUAUUUUUCCCACUGUUGGCACCUGAACAUCAACAAAUUGCCACUCUUGAAUAUUCCAGGCUACAGCAACUACAAAGAUUUCAAUCAAAUCUUCUUUUGAGUAAAAUGUAUCCCUAAAUUUUUUUUUAGUCAAUUAGAAUCUUCAAACUUUAAAAAGGUUUUAAAAUUAUUUUUUUUAAUUUUUUUUUUUCAAUUCAUUUACAAAAUUGGAAUGUUCCGAAUUAAAUGAUCUCUUAAGUCUAUUAUUGUAUAUAAAAAAAAGAAAUUUCUCACAUUCUAGGAAGAAAAUAGUUUUAUUUAGAUAUGGCCAAAGAAUUUUAUUUUCGCACCAUAAAUAUAUAUAUAUGUAAAUAUACAGCGUUGUAAAAAAUGUACCGAAACGUCCAAAAAUUGUCGAAAAUAAUUACCGAAAUUUUUUUUUCUAAAUCGUCUUUUGGGUUUUUUAAAAAAAAGAUCGAUUUAAAACAAAAAUUCUUUUUUUUUUGGUGGGAUCCGGUAGAUUUUAAUCACUCUGUAUUUAUUUUAUUAUUGAAUCUGGUUUCUUGUGUGAUAUAUCAUUUUUUCUUUUUUUACUUUACUAAAGUUUAUAAAAAUUAUAAAAUAAGUUUUUUUUUUUUGGAAAAAUAUUGUCUCCAGUGUGAAAAAUAUAUUUGAAGAAAAAUACUACGUUCAAAAAAAAUACUUUGUUUUUUUUAAAAACAGGGUUGCCACAGAUCAGGGAAAUUCAUAGAGAAAAAUCAGGGAAUUUUAGAUUAUCGGGAAAAAUAUCAAAAUUUCUCUAAAAAUAAGUACGUUUUUUUCAAUUUAAAUGCAUUUUUUAAAAAAAAAAAAUUUACUUUUAGGUUUAAAAGUAUUCCAGAUUCAGUUUUGAAUAUAAGAAAUGUGCCUUAUAUUUUGUAUAUAUAUUAUUAUUUUUUAAAUAUAAAUAUUAAGAGCAUUUUGUAAAUAUUGAAUAUAAAUUUUAAAUAUUAAGAAAUAGUAAAUCGUUACCAGUUACUGUUCAUUUGUAUAAUAGAAAAAAAUAAAAAUUCAUAAUAUUAUAACAGUGAAUAAUAUUUUUUUUCAUUUUCACAUUAAUACAUUUA
This is a messenger RNA of Leptopilina boulardi, 2460 nucleotides long. RefSeq names its product T-box protein 2-like. Gene Ontology annotation, biological process: positive regulation of DNA-templated transcription; cell fate specification; heart development. Gene Ontology annotation, molecular function: RNA polymerase II cis-regulatory region sequence-specific DNA binding; DNA-binding transcription factor activity, RNA polymerase II-specific. Gene Ontology annotation, cellular component: nucleus. The transcript has 5 exons. Bases 221 to 1492 code for a protein of 423 amino acids. The record is from RefSeq and is a predicted model, not a curated record. NCBI's taxonomy places the organism in Eukaryota, Metazoa, Arthropoda, Insecta, Hymenoptera, Figitidae.